AUGGUCCGCGCAACCACGCUGUUCGCCGCCACGGCCGCGCUGGCCCUCAAUGCCCACGCCGAGAGCAUCUACGGCAAGAACAGCGCCGUCGUCCAGAUCUCCGGCAUGGACUAUGACCGAGUAAUCGCAAAGUCUAACUACACUUCUAUUGUCGAGUAA
Molecule: messenger RNA, 159 nt
Organism: Alternaria metachromatica
Lineage: Eukaryota; Fungi; Ascomycota; Dothideomycetes; Pleosporales; Pleosporaceae
Exons: 2
Coding region: 1-159 (52 amino acids)
Source: RefSeq, a predicted model, not a curated record